Seminavis robusta is the source of this 1344-nucleotide messenger RNA. NCBI's taxonomy places the organism in Eukaryota, Bacillariophyta, Bacillariophyceae, Naviculales, Naviculaceae. The record is from the annotation of a GenBank genome assembly.
AUGGACGCGGCUCAGAUCUCAGCACUUGUGACGGCAGCAGUGCAAGCGGCACUCCAGAAUCAAGACGUGAUUAAUGCCAUUCGCCCUCCAGCAAGAGUCAUCCCAGCUGUUCCAUUCGCAGUUACUCCUGCAGGAGCAGGAAACGACGCCUGGGACUUCACCACGUCGACAGGACUUAAGAUCUUCAUGGCAUCGACUGCCCCUCUCCCAGUGCUCUACGAUGGGAAAGAAGCAGGGCUUAGAGACUUUCUCAGGAAGAUCCUGCAGAGAGCACAAUCGUACGGAUGGUCCUCGAUCCUUAUGGUGGCAGACACGGCUGGAAAUGUCAAGAACAUAACCACCCAGCACGGAAGUCUCAACUUGACCAACGUACAAGCUCAUGCGACCACAUACCUUAGGGCGCAACAGCGACAACACCAAGCGUCGGCCUGCCUCAGCAAGCUCAUCAUGGGAUCGAUCACCCCAAAGCUGGCCAAUCGGUUAGCGACACGGAGCAACAACUACAACCUGAACGUUGCAGUCAUUCCACCGGCACCACAUGCAGCACCUGCACCAAUCAUCAAGGAAGACGGCACUUGCAUGCUGUAUGAACUGAUCAGCAUGGUUUCAAUCGAAACCAUAGCAACGGUAGCUAUCCUCAACAAGAAACUCAUCAAUCUCGAGCAUAUCAUGGAGCAAUCCAAGUCCAACAUCGAAGAUUUCAACUUCGUCGUGGAUGACUUGAUCGCGCAAUUGGAUGCAAGGAGUGUUGCACCACCUCCAAUGAUCCACAGCCUCUUUGAUGGUUAUGCAAACUGUGCAGACCCUGAAUUUACGAAGUACAUUGCGUUCAAGCUCAUGUGCUAUGAAGACGGUACCAUCCAGCUUGAUUAUGAGUCGCUCAUGCACAUGGCAGCCGAAAAGUACAAGUCGCUCGUGAGAAAGGACAAGUGGAUGCACAAGAGUGAAGAACAAUUGGAGAUCAUUGCUCUCAGGUCGGAGAUCAGCGAUUUAAAGGCGAUGCCGUCAGUGCAGGCAGCUUCAGCUAACAAGAACUCAGAGAAGAAGGACCAAAAGAAGGUCAGCUACGCGGACAAGUUCGCCUGGAAGCUGGUUGAACCAAAGAGCGGUGAGCCGAAGGAAAAGACAGUGAACAACAAGACGUACAUCUACUGUCCGUACCAUGACACAACCAAAUGGGUCCUCAAGGUCAACGACAAAGGAGUCGACCAUCGCACCGGAUGCACCAAGAAGAAGGAAGCCCUGGCUGCAGCGGCCAUCAACAAGGAAGAGGAUACCACCGCUGCUGCGCUUGCCGGUGCCAUGGAAGACGUCGGUACAGCCACGGUGGAUGUCAACCCCUGA